This is a messenger RNA of Funneliformis mosseae, 561 nucleotides long. Lineage: Eukaryota; Fungi; Glomeromycota; Glomeromycetes; Glomerales; Glomeraceae. The record is from the annotation of a GenBank genome assembly.
AUGAAAGCAACUAGCCAAAUAGAAUUAGAACAAAUUUUUUUAGAUAUUGAAACAUCUGGAGAGAAUGGAAUUGAAGCUUCAUUCAAUUCUUUAAUAUCAUUAAUGGAUCCUGAAAUUUGGAAUCGAUGUGAAAACAAUACAAAUGCAGCUGAAGCUGCUCAUGCUUUAGCAAUUCGUACAAGCAAACAACUGAAACUUUUGACAGAAAUUUUACUAAAUUCAAGCUCAUUCAGCAGUUCCUUAUACGAGGCGAGACAGAAGUCAAAUAAAAAGACAAGUACUGCAAUAAAUCGAAAAGAAAAACGUAACCAAAAGAGUAAUGAGAAUUCAGAAAAAGCUUUAGGAAAAAGGAAGUACUUACGAUCUACUACUAAAAAAAUGCAACCAGUAAUUAUUAGCGAAAAUGAUAGUGAAGAAGUGAGACGUAUAUAUUUGGAACUUGAGAUAGAAGAAAGAAAAAUGAGCUUAAAGGAGCGUGAUAUAGCUUUAAAAAAAGCAGCAGCUGAAGCAGUAGCUAUUGAAUUAGCUAACGAAAAACUAAAGUUAUCACUUAAAAGAUAA